GAAAGAGUAGACGCCUGGUUCUAAAGCACAACAAACCGCUCUGGAUGUAUUCGUCUUCGAGCGUUAUUUAUUUGUUUAGCUAUUGUUUAGCCCAAGGCAACUUAGCGUGAAUAAAAUGCGUAAAAGCCUUGUACCGCAGCGAUGUGCACCGUCGAACGCAGUUCACUCACCGUUCAAAAGCCCACUGUCGGCCCAAAAACGCCAGCGGGAAUGUCGCAAGCGUGUGUCGGAAAAGGGUGGCUCGGAACAGCCACCCACCCCGAAGCUAUCGGUGUCCGAACACGAGCUAAUGAUCAUGAAAAUAUUGACGCAACCGUUCAAAAUACCGAUCGCAAACUACGUACCGGAACAUUCGACCCGAUGUUUGGGCAUGAAGCGCUCCGCCGCCCGGCGUGCCUUACAUGAUCCUUUCGCUUGCAAUGCUCUCGUGCUGUUUAGUCCGCCGGAGUUGUCCGAACAUGAUAAGCUUAAAAUGGACAAGAACAAGAUACAGGUACACGUGGUGGUGGAUCCUCUGCUCGGCAACAUUCUACGACCGCAUCAACGGGAAGGUGUGAAAUUUAUGUACGAUUGUGUAACCGGUGCGAAAGGCGAUUUCAAUGGGUGCAUUAUGGCCGAUGAAAUGGGGCUAGGUAAAACCCUGCAAUGUAUCACCUUGCUGUGGACGCUGCUACGACAAAGCCCGGACUGCAAACCUACCAUCAACAAGGCCAUCAUCGUGUGUCCAAGUUCGUUAGUAAAAAAUUGGUACAAAGAGUUCGGCAAGUGGCUCGGAUGUCGCGUGAACUGUCUAUCGAUCGAUGGAGGAUCGAAAGAGCAAACGACGAAGGAACUGGAACAGUACAUGGCCAAUCAAAGCCAACGACACGGCACUCCUGUUUUGAUAAUUAGCUACGAAACUUUCCGGUUGUAUGCAAACAUUCUGAACAAUUCCGAGGUUGGGGCGGUGUUGUGCGACGAGGGACAUCGGUUGAAGAACUGCGAGAACCUUACCUAUCAGGCACUGAUGGGUCUGAAGACACACCGAAGGGUUCUGCUGUCCGGUACGCCAAUUCAAAACGAUCUGACAGAGUAUUACAGCUUGCUGCACUUUGUUAACCCGGGAAUGUUGGGUUCAACUGCGGAAUUCCGGAAACAGUUUGAAAAUCCGAUUCUUCGGGGGCAGGAUGCAAAUUCCACGGACACAGAACGGGAAAAGGCAGGCGAGCGUUUGCAAGAACUCGCUGCCCUCGUAAACCGUUGCAUGAUCCGUCGUACCAGCGCGCUACUCACGAAGUACCUUCCGGUGAAGUUUGAAAUGGUGGUGUGUGUGCGUAUGACCGAGGUUCAAACAGCCCUUUACAAGAGCUUCCUACAAUCUGACUCCAUCCGCUGCAGCGUAAUGGAAAAAUCUGCUUCAAAAGCGAGCUUAACGGCGCUGUCUAACAUCACCUCGCUGAAGAAACUGUGCAAUCAUCCGGAUCUGGUGUACGAUAAGAUACAGGAGCGUGCAGAUGGGUUCGAAAAUGCGGCCCGCAUCCUGCCGGAUAACUAUAGUCCACGCGAACUGCGUCCAGAGCUGGGCGCUAAGUUAAUGCUGUUGGAUUGCAUGCUUGCCUCGAUAAAAACGAACACAACCGAUAAGAUAGUGUUGGUUUCGAAUUACACGCAAACGCUCGAUCUGUUUGAGAAGCUGUGCCGGAAGCGUGGCUACGGUUAUGUGCGUCUUGAUGGCACGAUGACGAUUAAGAAGCGAGGCAAAGUAGUGGAUGAGUUUAACAAACCAGACUCUAACGACUUCAUCUUCAUGCUUAGCUCGAAAGCGGGUGGCUGUGGGUUGAAUUUAAUCGGUGCCAACCGGCUCGUAAUGUUCGAUCCCGAUUGGAACCCGGCCAAUGACGAACAGGCGAUGGCACGCGUGUGGCGCGAUGGACAAAAGAAACCCUGCUUCAUCUAUCGCCUUUUGGCAACGGGUUCGAUCGAGGAGAAGAUCUUCCAACGGCAAACACACAAGAAAGCUCUUUCAACAACCGUGGUCGAUAAUGCCGAGGACGGCGAGCGUCAUUUUACACAGGACGAUCUGAAGGAUCUAUUCAAGCUGGACGAAAAAACACGUUCCGAUACCCACGACAUAUUCCGCUGCAAACGAUGUACGAAUAGCGUGCAGAUGAAGCUACCGCCCGAGGACAGUGAUUGCAUGUCGGAUCUGGUACACUGGUACCAUUGCGCCAACAAUAAGGGCAUUCCGGAUGAUAUACUGUCCAAGUCGUGGGAUAUAACCGGGUGUGUUUCAUUCGUUUUUCACCACCGAUCGAAUUCGGCCGUAGUCGAACAGCAGCUCGCGGAACAGAGGCGCCAGCAGGCACUGGCUGCGAAGGAGCAACAAGCCGACGAGGAGGAUGAGUCGGAUGACGACGACAAGGAAAACAAUGCACACGGUGAUGAGGAGGACGACAACGAACCAGAGGCGGAUGAUGAAAAAGAUGCCGAUUUUGUGUUGUAACUCAACGCCAACAAUACGAUGAUCUUUUUUUAUUAAAGAAAUCGUACGUAUUUUACA
Messenger RNA from Anopheles moucheti, 2539 nucleotides. It is a transcript of the gene okr, whose product is annotated as DNA repair and recombination protein RAD54-like. Gene Ontology annotation, molecular function: ATP binding; DNA translocase activity; ATP-dependent chromatin remodeler activity. NCBI's taxonomy places the organism in Eukaryota, Metazoa, Arthropoda, Insecta, Diptera, Culicidae. Gene Ontology annotation, cellular component: nucleus. Gene Ontology annotation, biological process: double-strand break repair via synthesis-dependent strand annealing; reciprocal meiotic recombination. The coding region runs from base 116 to 2482 and encodes 788 amino acids. The record is from RefSeq and is a predicted model, not a curated record. The transcript has 4 exons.